Didymodactylos carnosus is the source of this 525-nucleotide messenger RNA. NCBI's taxonomy places the organism in Eukaryota, Metazoa, Rotifera, Eurotatoria, Philodinida, Philodinidae. The record is from the annotation of a GenBank genome assembly.
AUGAAACUGAAUAUUUUUAUGUUUAUUCUUACAAUACCACUGACAAUUCAUUCUAAAUCGAAUAGAAAUUUCUGUCAUAAACGUAUUAGUGGUCAAAUAUAUCAAUUAACUAUUAAUUUUGAUGCAGGUGUAGCAUAUGAAUUAUAUACAUUUCAUGAUGAUUAUACAUUAACAGUUUAUGAUAAUACUCAAAAUGGGAAUAAUACUUAUACAUCAUUAUCUUUUGGUGAUAUAACUGGACAGUGGAGAUGUUUGAAUAAAAAGAAUGAAGUACUUGUACGAUCCGUUAAUUAUAAUUAUCCUUAUAAUUCUGAACCAAAUGGUGCUAUCUCAUAUAAUAAUCCAGUCCGUUUAACAUUCUAUAAUAACUGGAAAAAUGUCCGUGGUACAUUUAAAUAUGCAGAUUAUAACUUAGGUACAAAUCCAUUGGAUAAAAAUAAUAUACCUAUACAAACAGUUCCAACAGCCAAACUUAUCGGUACACGUCUGGAUUUUUUUCCAAAGAUGAACAAAAAGUAUAGUUAA